AUGGCCCGCAAUGGACGCCGAGAUAGAGCAGACUGUAAGCCAGUGCUCUCGAUGUUAGGAAGCCGCGAAACUCCCGGCAUGACAACCGCCUACGACAUGGCCCAAACCAGACAGCAUGGUCUCGAGUGCACAUCGAAUUCACCGGACCAAUCAACGGCAGAAGUGCUAAUGGGUCGGAAACUGCGAAUCGUCCAUGCAGCCGUGAUCCCGUCGGCUACUAGUGUUCAUCUGUUGUCAGUCCCCAAGUGUGCCUUCGCCAAUGGAUUCUGUGUCUACGCACGCGAUUACAGUGCUGAUUAUCCCUAUUUAGCGCAACCCACAAUAAUCAAAUGGCGUGGAUGCAUACUGUAUGACGUGAAGGUUGAGGGCGAGAAGUGGGCCCGACACCAAAAUCAACUCCGUCCCAGACACGAACAAAGCUCCAAGCACACUCCAAUGUCAAUUCCACUUCCACUGUACGUACUUAAUGAUACGUUCGCUCUUCCAGUACCCAAGUCAAUCGAACCACUGGAACCCAACCUGAAAGCGAGACGCUGGACCAACAGAGUUCGACGCUUUGUACGGCCUUUCCGAGUGAACCCAAAGGCCAAAUGGUAA
This is a messenger RNA of Echinostoma caproni, 597 nucleotides long. Lineage: Eukaryota; Metazoa; Platyhelminthes; Trematoda; Plagiorchiida; Echinostomatidae. The record is from the annotation of a GenBank genome assembly.